Molecule: messenger RNA, 3894 nt
Organism: Salvelinus namaycush (lake trout)
Lineage: Eukaryota; Metazoa; Chordata; Actinopteri; Salmoniformes; Salmonidae
Product: protein phosphatase 1B-like
Exons: 6
Coding region: 409-1575 (388 amino acids)
Biological process (GO): protein dephosphorylation; positive regulation of canonical NF-kappaB signal transduction; negative regulation of canonical NF-kappaB signal transduction
Cellular component (GO): cytosol; nucleus
Molecular function (GO): manganese ion binding; protein serine/threonine phosphatase activity; magnesium ion binding
Source: RefSeq, a predicted model, not a curated record
UCGAGCAGGGAUCUACUGUGCUUUAGCCCAUCAAUGGAGGAAAGAACGUUAUCUGUUUCAUACAUUUAGCUGCCAACAUCAGAUCAGUUAUUCCAUGAUAACUAGCUAGCAAGUAUUUUAUUUUUUAUCUCUCACCCCAUUAUUACCAUAGCGCUGUCUCUUUUUGGUGCCAAACAUGCAUUAAAAAAGACCACAGUCAGUGCCGAGAAAUGUUGAAAGGGGAAUUCGUGUAAGCGCUAGCUAUCUCUUGGUUAUAGCUAACGUUAGCAAUCUAGCUUUAAUUCUGGUCAGAUAAGUAGCUAGCUAGUUCAAGAAAACGAGUUAAAACCAAAAAUUGAUAGACAAGUAAAUCAAUAUUCCCUUGCAACCAGAAGAGAACAUUUCUCCGAAAACGUGGUGGCCUAAGCCAUGGGGGCGUUCCUGGACAAGCCCAAGACUGAGAAGCACAACGCCCACGGCGAGGGCAAUGGUCUCCGUUAUGGCCUGAGCAGCAUGCAGGGCUGGCGGGUGGAGAUGGAAGACGCCCACACCGCCACGGUGGGUCUACCCCAGGGCCUGGACAACUGGUCCUUCUUCGCUGUCUACGACGGCCACGCCGGCUCCCGCGUGGCUAACUAUGCCUCUAAACACCUCCUGGGGCACAUCAUAACCCACAGCAUGGGUCCCCCGGGCCCUGAGGGUGUCACCCCAGCACCUGCACCCGCCGUGGAGAUGGUGAAGAUGGGGAUCCGCACCGGCUUCCUGAAGAUCGAUGAGCACAUGAGGAACUUCUCUGACCUGCGUAACGGCAUGGACCGCAGCGGCUCGACGGCCGUGGCCGUGCUGCUCUCUCCAGAGCACCUGUACUUCAUCAACUGUGGUGACUCACGGGCCGUGCUCUACCGCAACGCGCAUGUCUGCUUCUCCACGCUGGACCACAAGCCCUGCAACCCACGGGAGAAGGAGAGGAUCCAGAACGCAGGCGGCUCCGUAAUGAUCCAGAGGGUGAAUGGUUCCCUGGCCGUGUCCCGGGCCCUGGGAGACUACGACUACAAGUGUGUGGAUGGGAAGGGUGCCACGGAGCAGCUGGUGUCCCCAGAACCCGAGGUGUUUGAGAUCGAGAGGGCCCUAGAGGAUGAGUUUGUGGUGCUGGCCUGUGACGGUAUCUGGGACGUGAUGACCAACGAGGAGCUGUGUAAGUUUGUCAAGUCCCGUCUGGAGGUGUCCCACGACCUGGAGAAGGUCUGCAACCAGUUGCUGGACACCUGCCUGCACAAGGGAAGUCGGGAUAACAUGAGUGUUGUUUUGGUGUGUUUGCCAAACUGCCCUAAAGUGUCAGAGGAGGCGGUGAAGAAAGAUACAGAGCUGGAUAAGUUUCUGGAGUCUCGCGUGGAAGAGAUCAUAGAGAAGGCAGGAGAGGAGGGUAUUCCUGACCUGGUGACGGUCAUGAGAAACUUGUCCUCAGAGAGCAUCCCCAACCUGCCACCAGGGGGAGGCCUCGCCAGCAAACACAGUGUUAUGGAAGCAGUGUACAAGCGGCUGAACCCACACAGGGAAGUGGACGGGAAUGGAGUAGACCUUGAGGACCCCUGGUAGCAACCCAGCAGAACUGCCUGUUCCCACACCAGGACUCCUUUAUACACAAGACAUCUUUCAUCACUUUCUUUCCCUUUUAUUUUUCCUACGAUACCAAGAGAUCAAUUGGACCAUGAAUGCAGAUUUGAAACUCUCAACACACACAACGCAAAGGAUUGCAAACCAUUUUAGAUGUUUUUUAAAGGGGGGGAAAGGACGACUGCAAUGGUAGUAUAAAACAUUUAAACAAAAUAUAUUCUAGAGAAAUUAAGAGCGUUUUUCCCCUUGUUGCUUUUUUGUUGUUUUUGUGGAUUGAUGAAGAGCCUUAGCCUUAGUUGGGACAUGUACACUCUGUGGUGCCUUUUUCCCCCAACGCUGUUAACUGACCUGGCCCCAGCCCUGCUUCUGGACACAAGGGGCCCUACAGGGGACUACCACUGGGUCAGGGAAUCACUGGCCUGUGUCUGCCUGGCUGGACAUUGCUACUGGGAUCGCAGAUAGACAAACGCAAUGUGCAAACAUGUGGACAGGAGUGUCUGAUUGCAUUACUUAUGUGGAAGGGUUUGGAGACGGACUGCUGGUGCGGGAGGGUUUGGAGACGGACUGCUGAUGCGGGAGGGUUUGGAGACGGACUGCUGGUGCGGGAGGGUUUGGAGACGGACUGCUGGUGCGGGAGGGUUUGGAGACGGACUGCUGGUGCGGGAGGGUUUGGAGACGGACUGCUGGUGCGGGAGGGUUUGGAGACGGACUGCUGGUGCGGGAGGGUUUGGAGACGGACUGCUGGUGCGGGAGGGUUUGGAGACGGACUGCUGGUGCGGGAGGGUUUGGAGACGGACUGCUGGUGCGGGAGGGUUUGGAGACGGACUGCUGGUGCGGGAGGGUUUGGAGACGGACUGCUGGUGCGGGAGGGUUUGGAGACGGACUGCUGGUGCGGGAGGGUUUGGAGACGGACUGCUGGUGCGGGAGGGUUUGGAGACGGACUGCUGGUGCGGGAGGGUUUGGAGACGGACUGCUGGUGCGGGAGGGUUUGGAGACGGACUGCUGGUGCGGGAGGGUUUGGAGACGGACUGCUGGUGCGGGAGGGUUUGGAGACGGACUGCUGGUGCGGGAGGGUUUGGAGACGGACUGCUGGUGCGGGAGGGUUUGGAGACGGACUGCUGGUGCGGGAGGGUUUGGAGACGGACUGCUGGUGCGGGAGGGUUUGGAGACGGACUGCUGGUGCGGGAGGGUUUGGAGACGGACUGCUGGUGCGGGAGGGUUUGGAGACGGACUACUUUUUGCACCCUUUUUUCUUUUCUCUCCAACCAACAAAAAAACCCACAGAGAGACAGCUAAUGUUGAGACACUGCUUCAACCUGCAAGCAUGUCACUUCUUUGUCCAUAAGCUUUCUAGCCUGCUGUUGAUCAAGAAAAAUGGAAAAUGUAUAUAAAAUCUUGAAUAUUUUGAUUUACGUAAACAAAUGUAAUCCAUGGUGUCAGAUGUGGCCUACUGUGUGUAAAUAUGAGGAGGUUGCUGGUCUGGUGUCUUUGUUUCACUCCUAGAGGUCUUGGUUGACACAUGGGGAGAUGUCUGAUAUGAUGUGACGUCUACACCUGGUAAAAGGGAUUCUAACUGCCCACCAAUGCUUCACUACUCAUUUCUACUUGCAUCUUUCUCCUUAUUCAUUUAUCUUAUUUUCUGUCUUUCCUCAACCUCUCCUUAAAAUACAGAAAGACUUGCAACACCUGGCCUUUUAAUUUCUCUCAGACGAUAUUGUAGUGUUUUAUUUGUUGUUUUUUUCAUUUAGCAAAUGUACAUUUCUAGGCAAUGAGUUCACCUUUUUGUAUUUUCAUUUUCAAAUGCUGUGUAAUAUGGUUGUUACCUUCUAUUCUCAAAAUGUCUAUAAAUUGGUUGUAUAAAAAAAGUGUUAAAAGGAGAAGUCUAAGGAUGAUUUAGCGUGUCAGUGAGAUUAGAAGGGUGAGGUGGAUCCCUGCCUGGGCUUCUGAUUUAACAAUGAUCUAGUAUACAAGCCUUGGCUGCCAUAUGACUUUUAGGUACUUGCAUGUUGUGUGUGGUUGUAUUUUUACAAUAACAUUGGGGGGGGGGGGGGUCAUUACUCCUGGGAAAUGGGUAUGUUUAAGCUAUAGCAGACACUGGGUUAAGGUGGUGGGGGGCUGCUUUGAAUGUAAUUCAACUUCACACUACACUGCUGAGCAGAGUAGGGGCUACAGACUCUUUCCUCCCCCUGGUCAUUUGAUGGCAAAACUUGCCUUGGCAUUCAGUUUUCAUUGUGUUUCAUUGGAAUAUGUAUAGAUUGUCCCACAUGGGAUUAUAUUAAUAAAAUGUUUAUUCUCCCUCAA